AUCAAGAAUCAAUCAAGAGGAGUAGUAAUUAUUUAUCAUCAUCUCUUUUUCCAUGAAUGAAGUGAAAUAGAUUCUCAGCUACAACAAACAAACUCUUCUUCUGCGUUGGCACGAUUCUUCCAAAACCUUUUCCCACACUCUUUUUUCUGUUUCUUACUCUGUUAAAGAGAAAGAGGGACAGACCCUUUGAGCUUUUGAUUUUGAUCAUAAAAAGGGGUAUCUUUUUAUUCUAAUUUCACGUGUGCCCCAAUCUCUCUUAAACCCCAUCAUCAAAAUUCAAUCUUUCUUCCACGCCCUACUCAAUUUUCUUGGUAAUUCUUUUCUUCUUGAUCACUGUGGUUUUUUGGCGGCUUGUGAAAUUUGUGUGCUGUGUGAAUUAUUAGUUUUGAUGGUGAUAAGAGGUCUAAAUUUCAUGGUUUUUUUUGGGUGUCUUUUUUGGACUAAGCUGUUUUUGCAGUGAAACAGAGGAAUAUAUGGUUGAACUUGAAACAAAAAAACAUUUGAGCAAAUGCGUCGAUCCAAAUCUAUACUGAUAUUGGGUGAAAAUGCAGCUUACUGUAUUCAUUUCAUCAUCAAAAUCAUAUCUUUGUUUCUCCAAGUCUUGGAAGAGGAAUUGAAUGGAUGUUGCUAGAUUAAUUGAUUUUUAAGCAGACAGCUAUGCAAUAAAUUGGCAAUUUCUUGCAGAUGUUGGGGUCAUAAUGCAGCUAUAUCAUCAUCCAUUAUCCUUGGACAGCCAAAAAGUGAGGCUUGUGUUGGAGGAGAAGAACAUCGAUUACACAUCAUUCCAUGUCAAUCCUAUCACGGGCAAGAAUUUCGAUUCUAGCUUCUUCAGGAAGAACCCCAAUGCGAAACUCCCUGUUUUCCAGAAUGGUUCCCAUAUCUUGUUCGACACGAUUGAAAUCAUCCAGUACAUAGAAAGAAUUGCUAUGGUCUCUUGUGGUGGAGAAGAAUCCAGUCUGAGCAGUGGGGAUGUUGUGGAAUGGAUAUACAAGAUACAGCAAUGGAAUCCGAAGCUAUUCACCCUCUCCCACGUCCCACCUAAGUAUCAUCUCACGGUUUCUAAAUUCCUAAGGCGUGUGAUCAUCGCAAGGAUGGCCGAGUGCCCUGACCUUGCAAGUGCAUACCAUCGUAAGCUGAAAGAGGCAUAUGAUACGGAGGACAAACUCAAAGACCCGGAAACCCUAAGACGGAGCGAAGAACAUCUCGAGAGAAUUCUUGAUGAAGCUGAUGAGAAACUAAGUGAUACGACGUAUUUGCUGGGUGAGGAAUUCACUCUUGCAGAUGUUGUAUUCAUCCCUGUUCUGAGUCGACUGGUGCUACUGAAUCUGGAAGAUAAAUACAUCGCUACGAGACCAAACCUCGCCGAGUACUGGAAUCUUGUGAAGAAGAGGCCCAGUUACAGAAAGGUGAUUGGGAAAAACUUUGAUGGAUGGAGAAGGCACUAUACACUGUUUAAAACCUGGUGCUUUGUGAGGAUCAGAAGUUUACUUAAACAUUAUUAGAGAAUUGCAUCGAUUUUUUGCUAUAACUGCAAAUAUGAUUUAGGUGGAUCUCUUGUUGCACUACUAAAAGAAAAAGAGACUUUUAUUUACAUCAAUUGUUUGAAGACUAGUCACCAAUGUGCUAUUUGGAACAUAUGUAUUCUUUUAUGAACAGUGUUGCAAUUGUGAAUGUUGUAUGCUA
Messenger RNA from Salvia splendens (bonfire salvia), 1683 nucleotides. RefSeq names its product glutathione S-transferase TCHQD. NCBI's taxonomy places the organism in Eukaryota, Viridiplantae, Streptophyta, Magnoliopsida, Lamiales, Lamiaceae. Bases 699 to 1502 code for a protein of 267 amino acids. The transcript is spliced from 3 exons. The record is from RefSeq and is a predicted model, not a curated record. Gene Ontology annotation, molecular function: glutathione transferase activity.